This is a messenger RNA of Rhododendron vialii, 2230 nucleotides long. RefSeq lists its product as uncharacterized. The record is from RefSeq and is a predicted model, not a curated record. The coding region runs from base 1 to 2211 and encodes 736 amino acids. The transcript is spliced from 3 exons. NCBI's taxonomy places the organism in Eukaryota, Viridiplantae, Streptophyta, Magnoliopsida, Ericales, Ericaceae.
AUGUUAUCAUUGUUGAUAUCUGGUCCAUUUAUGAUGUUAUCAUUGUUGAUAUCUGGUCCGGCUCAACCUGGUAAUGACAUUGAUGUUUUCCUUGCACCAUUGAUUGAUGACUUGAAGAUAUUGUGGAAGGUUGGUGUUGAAGCUUAUGAUGCUUACCGAAAACAACAUUUUACAUUAAGGGCCGUACUCUUAUGGACAAUUAACGAUUUUCCCGCGCUUGGGAAUUUGAGCGGUUGCAUAACGAAGGGAUAUUAUGCAUGCCCAAUUUGUAGCGAAGGAACAGAUUCUCAAAGAUUAAAGCGUGGUAGGAAGAACAUUUAUGCCGGCCAUAGAAAAUUUCUUCCACGCUACCAUCCGUAUCGAAGGCAAAAGAAAGCAUUUAAUGGCGAGCAAGACUUUCGAGAAGCUCCGAAACCAUUAAAUGGAGAAGAAGUGUUAAAGAAGGUAGAAGGGAUUGAAAUUCUUUGGGGGAAGAAGAAUAAAAAUAAGCCCUCAGAUAUUGGUACUAGUUGGAAGAAGAAGUCAAUUUUUUUUGAGCUUGAAUAUUGGAAGUACUUGUAUAUCCGACACAUUUUAGAUGUUAUGCAUAUAGAGAAGAAUCUGUUGGAGAGCAUCAUUGGUACACUACUUAAUAUUCCGGGUAAAACAAAGGAUGGAGUUAAUUCUCGUCUAGAUCUUAUAGAGAAGGGCCUACGGGAAGAGUUGGCACCGGUAAUUGGAGAGAAGCGAACGUACCUACCUCCGGCAUGUUAUACAUUAUCUAGGGAGGAGAAGAAAAUAUUUUGCACAACAUUGUUAGAACUCAAAGUCCCUGAUGGGUACUCUUCGAAUAUUAGAAGUAAGGUCUCGAUGCCAGAUCUGAAGCUUUAUGGUCUCAAGUCACAUGACUGUCAUGUACUGAUGCAACAGUUGCUACCUUUGGCACUACGUUCUGUGUUGCCUAAAGAAGUGAGAUAUGCCAUCACAAGAUUAUGUUUCUUUUUCAAUGCUAUUUGUAGCAAAGUGGUGGAUGUGCCGAAAUUAGAAAAACUUCAAUCAGAUCUUGUGAUUACAUUAUGCUUAUUUGAAAAGUACUUUCCGCCAUCAUUCUUUGAUAUCAUGGUUCAUUUGACGGUACAUCUUGUCAGAGAAGUACGACUUUGUGGACCUGUUCACUUUCGAUGGAUGUAUCCAUUUGAGAGGUACAUGAAGGUCUUAAAGGGUUAUGUUCGUAAUCGUAAUCGUCCGGAGGGUUGCAUUGCUGAAAGCUACAUUGCAGAAGAAGGUGUUGAGUUUUGCUCAGAUUACUUAUCUGGGAUGGAUUCUAUUGGGGUUCCUGUGGAUAGAAACACGACUUUCGAGGAUUCAGCAAUUGGAAGGCCUUUACCUGGUGGUCGUGUUACUGCCAUUGAUCGUGAAGAAUGGGAGCAAGCUCAUUGUUAUGUUUUAGAAAACACAAAUGAAGUUCAACCGUACAUUGAAGAACAUAUGGCGUUCUUGAAGGAACAUCAUCCUCGUCAAUCAAAAAGUCAAACGUGGCUACAAAUUGAGCACAAUAAAAAAUUUAUAUAUUGGCUCCGUGAAAAGGUUGCUGAUGAGCUAAAUAGUAACAAAAAGCAUAUUUCUAAUACCCUAAAGUGGAUAGCACAAGGUCCCCGUUUUGAUGUGAUCAAAUACUCCGGCUACAUCAUAAAUGGUUAUCGUUUUCACACAAAAGAUCGUGAUAAUUCACGAGUCACCCAGAAUAGUGGAGUUAGCUUGGUGGCAAGAGCAAUGCAAGUUACUAAUAACAAGGAUAAGAACCCUGUGUUUGGGGAGUUGAAUUUUUAUGGAGUUAUAACUGAGAUAUGGCAGCUUGAUUAUCACACGUUCAAUAUUCCAGUAUUUAAAUGCGACUGGGUUGAUAACAAUAAGGGUAUCAAAGUGGAUGAGCUUGGUUUUACGCUAGUUGAGCUUGGGAGGAUAGGCCACAAAUCCGAUUGUUUCAUUUUGGCUUCUCAGGCCAAGCAAGUUUUCUAUGUGGAAGAUCAACUUGAUUCGAGGUGGUCGAUUGUCCUCGAACCUCCUCAGCGUCGAUAUCCUUUUGAUGGAGAUGAUGAGCUAGAUGAUUGUUUUGCUGAGAAUAAUGGAGCUGGCGAAGGAUUACCACAAGUUGAACCAUUUGAUGUUACUGAUGAGUCUACGUUAUCUUGCUUGCGAGGAGAUUGUGAGGGAACUUGGAUUGAUAACUAGCUAAAGAAUGACAUUUUUU